AUGAGGACUUCCACCCUGGUUGCCGCGACUGCCGGCACCAUCGUCACCGGUCUUCUGGCCUACGCCGUGUACUUUGACCACAAGAGACAGACCGAUCCGGAAUUCCGCAGAGCUCUGAAGCGGAACAACCGCCGACACGCCCGGGCCGUCAAGGAAGAGGUGGAAGCGCAGGGCGCGAUGGAACGCGAGGCGAUCAAGAAGGCGGUUCAGCAGGCCAAGGAUGAGGGCUUCCCGACCGACCUGGAAGAGAAGGAGGCCUACUUCAUGGGCCAAGUUGCCAAGGGAGAGUCGCUCUGCGCCGAAGGUGCAGACAAGAUGGAAGCCGCGCUGUGCUUCUACAAGGCUCUGAAGGUGUACCCCCAGCCCAAGGACCUCAUCUCGAUAUACGACAAGACGGUCCCCAAGGAGGUGCUGGAGGUGUUGGCCGAGAUGGUCGCCCUGGACGCCGGUCUGAAGCUCGGCUCGUUCACUGGCGGUAGUGAGGGCGGCGCCGAAACUCACGGCGUCGAGUAA
This is a messenger RNA of Aspergillus terreus NIH2624, 513 nucleotides long. Its product is annotated as TOM complex receptor protein TOM20. Gene Ontology annotation, molecular function: transmembrane protein transporter activity. Gene Ontology annotation, cellular component: mitochondrial outer membrane; mitochondrial outer membrane translocase complex. Lineage: Eukaryota; Fungi; Ascomycota; Eurotiomycetes; Eurotiales; Aspergillaceae. The record is from RefSeq and is a predicted model, not a curated record. Gene Ontology annotation, biological process: tRNA import into mitochondrion; protein import into mitochondrial matrix; protein targeting. The coding region runs from base 1 to 513 and encodes 170 amino acids. The transcript is spliced from 3 exons.